CCUGUAGCAGGUGCUCAUUCCCGGGAGCAGCGCGGACUGCAGCCGCCUCUGCGGGGAAAGAUGCUGCGGGAGCGGACCGUACGGCUGCAAUACGGGAGCCGCGUGGAGGCGGUGUACGUGCUGGGCACGCAGCUCUGGACCGAUGUCUACAGUGCAGCGCCUGCUGGGGCCAAAACCUUCAGCCUGAAGCACUCGGAGGGUGUGAAAGUAGAGGUCGUGGGCGAUGGAGAGGCAGAGGAGGUAGUCACCAACGGCAAGCAGCGUUGGGCCCUGUCACCCAGCACCACACUGCGACUCAGCAUGGCCCAGGCCAGCACCGAGGCCAGCAGCGACAAGGUCACCGUCAACUACUAUGAAGAGGAUGGCAGUGCCCCCAUUGACCAGGCUGGGCUCUUCCUCACUGCCAUUGAGAUCUCACUGGAUGUGGACGCAGACCGGGACGGAGAAGUGGAGAAGAAUAAUCCUAAGAAGGCAUCCUGGACCUGGGGUCCUGAGGGCCAGGGGGCCAUCCUGCUGGUGAACUGUGACCGAGACACACCCUGGUUGCCCAAGGAGGACUGCAGUGAUGAAAAGGUCUACAGCAAACAAGACCUUCAGGACAUGUCUCAGAUGAUCCUGAGGACCAAAGGCCCUGACCGCCUGCCCGCCGGGUAUGAAAUAGUCCUCUACAUUUCUAUGUCGGACUCGGACAAAGUGGGCGUGUUCUACGUGGAGAACCCGUUCUUUGGCCAGCGCUACAUCCACAUCCUGGGCCGGCAGAAGCUCUACCACGUGGUGAAGUACACCGGUGGCUCUGCAGAGUUGCUGUUCUUCGUGGAAGGCCUCCGUUUCCCAGACGAGAGUUUCUCAGGCCUGGUUUCCAUCCACGUCAGUCUGCUGGAGUAUAUGGCCGAGGACAUCCCGUUGACACCCAUCUUCACAGACACCGUGACGUUCCGGAUUGCCCCAUGGAUUAUGACACCCAACAUCCUGCCUCCCGUGUCAGUGUUUGUGUGCUGCAUGAAGGACAAUUACCUGUUCCUGAAAGAGGUGAAGAACCUGGUGGAGAAAACCAACUGCGAGCUGAAAGUUUGUUUCCAGUACAUGAAUCGUGGCGACCGCUGGAUCCAGGAUGAAAUUGAGUUUGGCUACAUUGAGGCACCUCACAAAGGCUUCCCAGUAGUGCUGGACUCCCCUCGAGAUGGAAACCUGAAGGACUUCCCCAUUAAGCAACUCCUGGGCCCAGAUUUCGGCUAUGUGACCCGGGAGCCCCUCUUUGAGACUGUCACCAGCCUUGACUCCUUCGGGAAUCUGGAGGUCAGUCCCCCAGUGACCGUGAAUGGCAAGGCAUACCCGCUUGGCCGGAUCCUCAUCGGGAGCAGUUUCCCUCUGUCUGGAGGCAGGAGGAUGACCAAGGUGGUGCGUGACUUCCUGCAGGCCCAGCAGGUGCAGGCGCCCGUGGAACUCUACUCGGAUUGGCUGACUGUGGGCCACGUCGAUGAGUUCAUGACCUUCGUCCCCAUCCCAGGCAAAAAGGAAUUUCGGCUGCUCAUGGCCAGCACCUCAGCCUGCUACCAGCUCUUCAGAGAAAAGCAGAAGGAAGGCCACGGGGAGGCCAUUAUGUUCAAGGGUCUGGGGGGCAUGAGCAGCAAACGAAUCACCAUCAACAAGAUCCUGUCCAAUGAGAGCCUCACGCAGGAAAACCAGUACUUUCAGCGCUGUCUGGAUUGGAACCGUGACAUCCUUAAGAAGGAGCUGGCUCUGACUGAGAAGGACAUCAUUGACCUGCCUGCUCUCUUCAAGAUGGAUGAAGACCGUCAGGCCAGGGCUUUCUUCCCUAACAUGGUGAACAUGAUCGUGCUAGACAAGGACCUGGGUAUCCCCAAGCCUUUCGGGCCCCAGGUCGAGGAGGAGUGCUGCCUGGAGACACAUGUUCGAGGCCUGCUGGAGCCCCUGGGCCUUGCCUGCACCUUCAUUGAUGACAUCUCUGCAUACCACAAGUUUCUGGGAGAGGUUCACUGUGGUACCAACGUGCGCAGGAAGCCCUUCACCUUCAAGUGGUGGCACAUGGUGCCCUGACUGCCAGGGGCCCUGGCCUUCCUUCCUUCCCUGCGAUCUCCAGGUCCUUCCUGUGUCCCCAAGUCCUUCCCCUACAAGAAGCGGGUGGGAUUGGGAUUGUGCCUUGCUGUCCCCUGGAGAAGGACUUUAGUGUCCAUUGAAGCCACCCCGAGUAAGUCCAACCGUUCCCUACCCCUGAAAAUAGCUAGACAUGUGGUUAGUGUGCAGAACUUUGGAAGGGAAAACCAGACUUCAACAAAUCAUGUAGUCGCACUGUCCCCCCAAAGAAUUCUCAGCCUCUACUCCAGAUCAGAAAGAGGGGAGAGAGAAGGGAGACUCUGAGGUCAUUGGCUCGCCCAGCACCCAUCUGACAUUCAAGAUAGACCAGGAGGACCAGGGCCAGGGUCCUGGCGUACCUCGGAUGGUACCAUCUUUUCAAGCUUACCUACCUUGGGGCCUCCUGGUGGCAUCCUGCACCCGUUCAUUCCUUAAGGCUUCCCAUACACACUGUGUCCCCACCCUACCCCACCCCCACCCCCUGAGGGUCCAAUCAUUCAGCUUAGAAUCAUCCGGAAAUGGGUCUUAGCAGAGGAGAGGUCUUCACUUUCUGUGGAUUCGGGCUGCCCAAUUUUGGGAGGACGGGGAGGUCUCGGACUAGCAUCCGAGGUCCAAAGUUCAGUAGACAAAGAUGCACCUGUGUAUCGACACUAUUUCUGUUCUCUCCCCCGGUCCUCAGUUCUCUGGCCAGUCCGUGAGCCUCUCUUUCCAUUGUUCUUCUGUUUCUGACACUGGCCUUCCUAUUCUGGAUGUUGCCCCUCCAGCAGCUACAGUUUCUUCACCACCAGCCAGAUUCAGGCCUCCCGAGGGCCUGAGAAGUAGCCAAUCCCACUGUCCAAGGAUGCUGAGGAUGCUGGCAAUGCCCCAGCCUCACUGAUCACUUCCCGGCUAGCUACUGCUCCAGAGGCAGAAUUUUCCAGCACACUUUCCGAAGGCCUUCCAUCCAGAUACAGGCAAAUGGAUCCCCCCUCCCCCAACCCGCUUCAUUUAGAAAGGCCCCCAGGAGCUGUAGAGAUGGCUCGGCAGUUAAAAAUGCUCCCUGCUCCCAAGUUCAGUUCCCAACACCCUCGGCUGUCUGUAACUCCAGAUCCAGAGGAUCCAAUACCCUUUUCUGGUCUCUGAGGGCACUUCACGCAUGUGCACAAACCCAUAGACAUAAAUCAAUGUUUGAGAGUCUGGAGAGAUGGCCCAGUGGUUAAAAGCACUUGCUGCUCUUGCAGAGGACCUGGGUUCAGUUCUCAGCACCCAGUUGGUGGCUCACAACCAACUAUAACUCUAGUCCCAGGGGGUCCGAUGCUCUCCUCUGACCUCCAUGGGCUUCUGCACACAGGUGGUUCACAUACACACCCUCAAGCACACAUACAAGUAAAGUAAAGUAAACGAUGCUUAAAAAAAUAGAAACAAGGAAAAUAUGUCUCUUAAAAUAGAGAAGGUCCUUUUAAGGCCAAGAAGGUAGGAAAUGGUAAUUCUGCUUUGGAGGGUUAAACGGUCCCAUUUUAUAGCUGAAGAAGAGGGUUACACCCACAUUCUUAGGGGAACAAGAUUUUUACCUUGCAUUAUUUCCUCAGUAGGUUGUAUGCUACUGAGUAGUGGGCACAGACUUGGACGCUGAUAACACAAGCUAGCCAUAGACUCGCUUGUCCCAACAGACAAAACCCACGUCUGCAUAGCCACCCUCCGCCCUUGCUGUGGUAACACUACCCAGUAUAUUCAAGAAGCAUUCAGGACAACAGUCACUGCCUUCAACAAUUAGGAGGUGUCCUCUUUUCUGUCCAGCUGGCCUAAUGCACCAUGCCAGGUCAGGCCCCAGAGCCUCCAAAGCUGUCAUCCUCUGUCUCUGGGGACAGAGGUUCCUGCCCUUGAGGGCAAAGCCCCAAAUCCUGUCUCCUGCUCCAGAGUGGAAAACACAGGCACCUCUCUGAGGGAGGUGGUCUGGGGAUGUGGCGGUUUGUCGUGUGUGGUGUUCCGUUAAAGUGGCUUUUACUGCUUUUAUUUUUAUCUGCGUUAAGAGGAAGUGAGCCCUCCCCACGUGGAGGCCACGACGUGUCUUUUGUAGGUUGUGUUGGUUGUUUGGGGAAUUUCUGGAACUCCAGGACUCCGCCUGUCCCAUCUCACUUACUCACCCAGUGUGACCCCCUCAAGUGUGGACGCCCCAUCCCGAGGACUCCUUGCUCAUCUCCACCUCCAUUGUUUGUUGGGUUUUUUUUUUUUUAAACUUAUGCCCAGAGGCUUCUGGGCUAUGCCAGUUCCUGUUUCAAUGUUAAUUUUGAAAUGCUCUGCUGAGGGCGGGGGUAACGGCAGGAAGAUGGCGGGAAUGGGGCAGCAUGAACUUCCUGGAAAAGAAGCCAAGAUGGAGUCUGAGGAGUGUCUGGGGGAAGAGCCAAAAUAAAGAGCAAUAAAAUAAGCCGUC
Rattus norvegicus (Norway rat) is the source of this 4504-nucleotide messenger RNA. RefSeq names its product peptidyl arginine deiminase 2 (gene Padi2). The transcript has 16 exons. Gene Ontology annotation, cellular component: cytoplasm. The record is from RefSeq and is marked provisional. Gene Ontology annotation, molecular function: protein-arginine deiminase activity; calcium ion binding. NCBI's taxonomy places the organism in Eukaryota, Metazoa, Chordata, Mammalia, Rodentia, Muridae. Bases 61 to 2058 code for a protein of 665 amino acids.